CAUUACGAGAUUUUCUAUAAAAUACUCUGGACAGCUGGAAAUACCAAUAAGAAGUAUAGAUAAAGAUGAACGUGGUGACGUGGUACUCAAGCUUCCUCUGACUACAGAUAUGGCACCAACCUUUAGAAUUCUUGGUUACAUUUUGUUUCCUAAUCAAGAUGCUGCAGCAGAUUCUGUUCAAUUCAACAUGGAGAAAUGUUUCAGGAAUAAAGUAUCAGUCAAAUUCCUCCCGGGUGAAGUUCUUCCAAAAUCAGAUGUGUCUCUCCAGGUUGAGGCUGCUCCUGGAUCUCUCUGUGGUCUGCGAGUGGUGGAUAAGAGUGUGGUACUGAUGAAACCAGACAAUGAGUUAACCGCUACUAAAGUUUUUGAUCUUUUCCCAAUUUCCAGUUCACAUACAUAUAACAGACAAGUUGUGGAUGAAACGGAAUGUAAAUCGAGAAGAUUUUACUAUUUUAGUCGAAGAAAUAGGAACGAAGGUGAUGUGUGCGCCUAUUUUGAGAACUUGAGCCUAAAAAUAAUGACAAGUGCAAGAAUAGGUGAAUCUCCUAAAAAAGGAAGAGGAUUCAGAAAAAAUUCCCGUCCUGGAGACUAUGAAUUAUUUGUGCAGAAUAUUGAGGACGAGGACGAGGAGGAUUAUGCCCGGAUGGAGACAUCAAACAUAAUUCCUGUCAAAAAGCCGAAGUCAGUGAUGAUAAGACAUUAUUUCCCUGAAACAUGGAUUUGGAAACUGGAAGCUGUUGGGGACUCUGGGAUUGGCAUUCUCCAUGACACAGCUCCUGACACCAUCACAGACUGGCAUGGUGGGGCUUUUUGUACGGGUCCUGGAGGUUUUGGGCUGGCUUCUCCUGUACCUUUUCGAGUUUUCCAACCUUUCUUUGUGGACAUCACUUUGCCAUAUUCAGUGAUCAGAGGAGAAACUUUCACUCUUAAAUCCACAGUUUUUAACUAUUUGAAACAGUGUAUAAAGGUUAGGACUACACUUAUACCAUCUGCAGAGUUGGAAGAGAGGCCAUGUGAUGACUGCCAAUAUAGCAGCUGCCUCUGUGUAGAUGAGAGCAAAACCUUCUACUGGAACCUUAAAGCCUCCAAACUGGGGCAUGUGAACGUCACUGUAACAACAGAAGCUCUGGACACACAAGAUUUAUGCCACAAUGAGGUGCCUAUUGUCCCGAAACAGGGAAGCAUCGAUACGGUGGUAAAGCCAUUGCUUGUUCAGCCAGGGGGACUAAUGGAGGAGAAAUCAUACAGCGCUCUACUGUGCAGUCGAGGAGAAGAUGAUUCUAAAGUGGAAGAGAUUUCAUUAAAGAUUCCUGAAAACAUUCUGAAGGAUUCUGAAAGAGCCAACAUUGUAGUAAUUGGAGAUCUAAUGGGCACGGCAAUGCAAAAUUUGGACCGUCUUCUGGCCAUGCCAUAUGGAUGUGGUGAACAGAACAUGGUCCUAUUUGCCCCCAACAUUUUUAUCCUUCAGUAUCUGGAGAAGACUCAUCAACUGAAUAGUGAAAUUAAAAACAAAGCUACUACGUUUCUAGAGAGCGGAUAUCAGAGAGAACUGACUUAUAAACGUGAUGAUGGAUCAUACAGUGCAUUUGGGAAAAGUGAUAGCAGCGGAAACACCUGGUUGACUGCCUUUGUAGUGAAGUCCUUCAGUAAGGCUCGGCCAUACAUCUUCAUAGAUGAAAACCACCUUAAACAUUCUUUCUCCUGGCUGAAGAAAAACCAACAAGUCAAUGGCUGCUUUAGGAGUGUAGGACGACUUUUUAAUAACGCUAUGAAGGGGGGAGUAACAGAUGAAGUCUCACUCUCUACGUAUGUUACCAUAGCUCUGCUGGAGGCUGGAGUAUUAAUAGAGGAUCCUAUGGUCAGAGAUGCUGUGUCCUGCCUGAGAACAGCAGCUGAGACUGUCACUAAUGUAUACAGCCAGGCUCUGUUGGCCUAUGCCUUUACUUUGUCUGGAGACACGGAGCUCAGGGAGGCGAUGAUGGACAAACUUGAGGCACAAGUUGUGAGAGGAAAUCGUGAGCAGCAUUGGGAACGUUUGUCCAAACCUCAGUCUGAAGACUCAUACUGGUCCCGAGCUCCAUCAGCAGAGGUGGAGAUGACCUCAUAUGUGCUCCUAGCCGUCCUUUCUGGUCCAACUCAAGAUUUAGGCAAAGGCUCAGAGAUUGUAAAUUGGUUGAGCAAACAACAGAAUCCAUAUGGAGGAUUUUCUUCUACACAGGACACAGUGGUGGCUCUUCAGGCAUUGGCCAAGUAUGCAGAGGCCACCUUCAGUGACAAAGGAGAUGUGACUGUGACAGUAUCAUCCAAGACAGAAUUUAUGAAGCAGUUCCACGUAAAUAACAAUAACAGGCUACUUCUGCAGAGUACAUCGCUGCCAACAGUACCUGGAGAGUAUACGGUGAGAUCUUCAGGAAGCGGUUGUGUCUAUGUACAAACAGUCCUGAGAUACAACGUUCCUCCACCUAGACAAGAAGAAACCUUUGCAAUUAAAGUGGAGGUUCAAUCAAAUGAAUGUGCAGAAGAAUCAAUGACAAAACUGGAGCUCACAAUCACUGCUCGAUAUACAGGUUCUAGGCAAAAAUCCAAUAUGGUUGUUAUUGACGUGAAGAUGUUGUCUGGAUACAUUCCACUGAAGAGCUCAGUGAGAAAAUUGGAGGAGAACUUGAUAAAGAGAAGUGACAUCCAGAUGGAUAUGGUGACCCUGUAUCUGGAGGAGCUGGGGCAGGAUUCUAUCAACCUUUCAUUCUUCAUCGAACAAGAUAUUAAAGUAAAGGACCUGAAACCAGCCAUAGUGAAGAUCUACGAUUACUACGAGACUGAUGAACAUGCAGUUACAGAAUACAAUUCCCCUUGCAGCGGAGAAGACAAAAGUAAAACAAAUCAAGGCACAGAAUCCAAAAAUUAAAGACGAUGGGUCACUAUAAUGUGACCGUAAUGAUGAGAGGUCUACAGUCUUCAGUAAAAAAGAUCCAUUCUAGAUCCAUUGUAGAAAACCA
Molecule: messenger RNA, 2996 nt
Organism: Bufo gargarizans (Asiatic toad)
Lineage: Eukaryota; Metazoa; Chordata; Amphibia; Anura; Bufonidae
Product: alpha-2-macroglobulin-like
Exons: 24
Coding region: 110-2905 (931 amino acids)
Cellular component (GO): extracellular region
Molecular function (GO): endopeptidase inhibitor activity
Source: RefSeq, a predicted model, not a curated record